Arthroderma uncinatum is the source of this 855-nucleotide messenger RNA. RefSeq lists its product as uncharacterized. The record is from RefSeq and is a predicted model, not a curated record. Gene Ontology annotation, biological process: poly(A)+ mRNA export from nucleus. The transcript has a single exon. Gene Ontology annotation, cellular component: nucleus. NCBI's taxonomy places the organism in Eukaryota, Fungi, Ascomycota, Eurotiomycetes, Onygenales, Arthrodermataceae. Bases 1 to 855 code for a protein of 284 amino acids.
AUGGCAGUCGAAUACAGCAAGAAAACCAACGCGGAGUUGGUCGAGAUCCUCAAAUCGCGUGGUCUCAGCCAUACGGGGAAGAAGGCAGAUAUGGUCGCGCGACUCCAGGAGGCUGAUAAAUCCGCUGCUGCACCUGCUCAGCCUGCAGCCGCGGCCGAAGACGUUAUCGAUUGGGAUGAUGAUGCGGCUGACGCUGCUCCUGCGGCUACCAAGGAGGCUCCCGCGAACCCGGCCGUCGCUGUGCCUGAACAGAAAGUCGUUGCUGAACCGACUGCUGCGCAGGAUGCGAAUGUCGUGAAAUCAGAUGAGAAGACGGCGCCUGCGGCUGCGACUGCGACUGCUGAGACGGGUGCUGCGGGAGGGGAGGCUGCUGGGAAACAAGCGACAAACGGCGCCGACGACAAAGCUGCUACCGAGGAGAAGGCUGCGAAGAAGCCUGCUGUGGAUUAUACUAGAGGCCUUGCAACUACGGAUCUCGACGCCGAACUUGCGAAACGUAAAGCCCGUGCCGCGAAGUUUGGGAUUGCCGAUGAACCCGCGGUGACCGAGUCGCAGAAGGCACUUGAGAGAGCCAAGAGGUUCGGAACAGAGGGCACCGAUGCGGCUGCCAAAGUGAAAGGGUUGGAUGAACCUUUGUCUACGGAGCGACCAAGGAAGCGAGGACGUGCUGAUGAAGGAGAGAGUGGACGAGGCAAGCGUAGAAACUUCCCUGGUCGAGGCAGAGGCAGAGGGCCACGCAGAGGCGGAAACAGGAACGCCGGCAACAGCAACAACAACAACAGUGGCGGCAGCAAGAUGAGCGACGCGGACCGUGCCGCGAUGGAGAAGAGAAAAGAACGCUUUGCCGCCAAAUAG